CCCACUGCCCCAGCCAGACCCAGCCCAACGGGCUUCUUUUUCUCCAUGCUGCCAUGACCCCGAUCCCGCGUUCGUCCAAGCAGAAUACCAUCAUCAUCAUCAUCAUCGUCAUCGACAUCAUCGUCAUCCUCACCACACACCAUCACCACUGCCACCACUGCCACCACCACCACCACACCUCGUCUGCCCAUGCAUCAGCGUUACUUGCAUACCUACCUCACCUGCCUGUCCAUGUACUCACAUCCACACACGCAUCCGCACACACCACAAUCUACCUAAACCGAGUAGGUAUAGCACACAUGCCAGCACCCAUAUUGCUACCACCCGCAAGCAGGCAAUCCAAUAUUCCGUCCCGAUAUAUACCCUACACCCCAAUAUACACCGAUAUAGGUUUGUACAGCCGGGUAAGGUACGUAGGUAGGUAUGCGGUCGCGGCUAUACUCGAUUGUUUUGCGCCCGCCAGGCCAAUGACACGACGACUGAGACGCAGAAUAAGCGCCGCUCGCCUCUUGGAUUCAACCGACCGAGCCUGGGAACUUCAUUCAUGCUUCGUCGGCCAGGCAAGAGCGGUGCUUCGUCCGCAUCUAUCUCAGCAUCGACACAAUGUAGACUACCUACCCGCCUGCCUGCCUACCUACCUACCGAUCUGUAAGCCUAGAUUAUAACAAGAGUUCGCCAGGGUCUUGAUGAUGAAGAUGCGACGUCAACCAACGUCCGUUAGCCGCCCUCUCACCAUCCCCUCCCCUUUCUCCCCUAAAGAGGGAGGAUGAUCUCGAUUAUCUCGUUGAGCAGACUGACAAUGAGCGCUUACAAGCAAAGUUGCUGGAGUCAGCAGUCGUGGCGCCUCUUGCUACCUAUACAUAUGUUUGUACAUUGUUGCAUUCUGUUCUUCAUCUUCUACUUCUUCCUCAAGUCCUAUUUUUGGGGCUUCAUGCUACUACCUAUCAUAGUGACCGAGACGUAGUUAUGAUGCCGCCGGCCCGUGCUAUGGACUUAACAAUCAUUAGGUAGGUCUACUC
Xylaria bambusicola is the source of this 1019-nucleotide messenger RNA. RefSeq lists its product as uncharacterized. The transcript has a single exon. The coding region runs from base 54 to 665 and encodes 203 amino acids. NCBI's taxonomy places the organism in Eukaryota, Fungi, Ascomycota, Sordariomycetes, Xylariales, Xylariaceae. The record is from RefSeq and is a predicted model, not a curated record.